GCAUUGUGUCCAGCUCUUAGCAGUGUUGGCAGGUUGUAACAGGUUGAUUUUUCUACCGAGCUUUUGGGCCUUUUUGCGCUGUUCGAUCGAUUUAGGAACGUAAAAUUUGCCUUUCCGCAUUUCGUGUGCGAAUAAGACGUGAUUAUGUCUUGAUUGUUCAAAAGUGCAAUCCUCUGUGCGAGCCGUGCGCAGCUAAGGCCAUUUCCGCAAGUCACCGGAAGUUGGACAUACGCCAGAAGUCGCGCCACGCAUUUGCCUACAGUGUGAAACGGUCCAGCUAGCGGGGUCAUCAAACAUCACGCGGGGUUUUAUUUUUUUUUUUUGGUGAGAAAGUACCCGACUUUAUUGCGAGCCACACAACCAGACACAUCAUCGACUAGUCUGACAUUCCUACCGUCCAGGCGUGCUCCAGGGAUCUGCAAAGGAAUAAAAAAAACACACGAGACAUAGCGUAUCAGUUCUUGCAAACCCGAUCCACACUUCCGGCCGUGUAAACUUCUAUCAACCCAAUCAAAAUGCCGAAAUCAAUGAACGUGCGCGUCACGACGAUGGACGCGGAGCUGGAGUUCGCGAUCCAGCAGGGCACCACAGGCAAGCAGCUGUUCGACCAGGUCGUGAAGACGAUCGGUCUGCGAGAGGUGUGGUUCUUCGGACUACAGUACACAGACUCGAAGGGUGACAACACGUGGAUUAAGCUGUACAAAAAGGUGAUGAGCCAGGAUGUGCAGAAAGGUGACCCGCUGCUGUUUAAAUUUCGUGCCAAAUUCUAUCCGGAAGACGUGGCCGAGGAGCUGAUCCAAGACAUCACGCUGCGCCUGUUCUACCUGCAGGUGAAGAAUGCGAUCCUUUCGGACGAGAUCUACUGCCCGCCGGAAACGUCCGUCCUACUAGCGUCGUACGCUGUCCAGGCGCGCCACGGUGACUACAACAAGGGCACCCACGUACCCGGCUUCCUGGCCAAGGAUCGUUUGCUCCCGCAACGAGUUAUCGAUCAGCACAAAAUGUCCAAGGACGAGUGGGAAAACUCGAUCACGACCUGGUGGCAGGAGCAUCGUGGUCUGCUGCGCGAGGACGCAAUGAUGGAGUACUUGAAGAUUGCGCAGGAUCUGGAAAUGUACGGCGUAAACUAUUUCGAGAUCCGCAACAAGAAGGGCACGGAGCUGUGGCUCGGCGUGGAUGCGCUCGGUCUUAACAUUUACGAAAAAGAGGAUCGCCUGACGCCUAAGAUUGGUUUCCCGUGGUCGGAAAUUCGCAACAUCUCGUUUAACGAUCGUAAAUUCAUCAUUAAGCCGAUCGACAAGAAGGCGCCCGAUUUCGUCUUUUUCGCGCCGCGUGUCAGGAUCAACAAGCGCAUCCUAGCGCUGUGUAUGGGCAACCACGAGCUGUACAUGCGCCGCCGCAAACCGGACACGAUCGAUGUGCAGCAGAUGAAGGCACAGGCACGCGAUGAGAAGAACGCCAAGCAGCAGGAGCGCGAAAAGCUCCAGCUAGCGCUGGCGGCGCGCGAACGUGCGGAAAAGAAGCAGCAGGAGUACGAGGACCGGCUCCGCUCGAUGCAGGAGGAGAUGGAGCGUAAGCAGGCGAACCUGAGCGAGGCGCAGGACACGAUCCGCCGGCUGCAGGAGCAGCUGAACCAGGUGCAGGCGGCGAAGGAGGAGCUCGAGCAGCGCCAGAACGAGCUGCACGAGAUGAUGCAGCGCCUGGAGGAGACGAAGAACAUGGAGGCGACCGAGCGGGCCAAGCUGGAGGAGGAGAUCCGCGUCAAGCAGCUCGAGAUGCAGAAGAUCCAGGAGGAGGUGACGCUCAAGGAUUCGGAAACGAAGCGUCUGCACGAGGAGGUUGAGGAAGCGAUACGGAAACAGGUAGUUACGUGCAGUAAUGAGGCAGCUGCUGCGUUGCAGGCCGCCACCACCACCCCGAAACACCAUCAUGUGGAGGAGGAGGAAGAGAACGAGGAGGAGCUGAUCAAUGGCGAGAACGGUACGCAAGACUUCUCCAAAGACUUCGACACGGACGAGCACAUUAAGGAUCCGGUAGAGGAAAGACGCACGCUUGCCGAACGUAACGAGCGCCUGCAGGACCAGCUGAAGGCUCUCAAGCAAGACCUCGCCCUGUCGCGUGACGACACGAUGGAAACGCCGAACGAUAAAAUCCAUCGGGAGAACGUGCGCCAGGGACGUGACAAGUACAAGACGCUGCGUGAAAUCCGCAAGGGCAACACCAAGCGUCGCGUGGACCAGUUUGAGAAUAUGUAAAAACAAAACAACAAAACAAACACGAGAAACAGAGGAGAGAGGGUCCGGCUCCACAAAAAACAGUGGGCAAAAUCAAAAAACAAAAGUAUCAGAAGAAGAAAAAGAAGAAGAGAGAGAGAGGUAAAAAAUGAAACAAACAAAAAAAGAAGGAAAACGGCAAAAAUUAAGUAUGAAAGAUUUGUAACGCUCAUAUGAAAGAUUUACACCACCACCCAAAAAAGAAAAAAAACAACCAUAAAAUAUCCUUUUA
Anopheles funestus (African malaria mosquito) is the source of this 2505-nucleotide messenger RNA. RefSeq names its product moesin/ezrin/radixin homolog 1 (gene Moe). Lineage: Eukaryota; Metazoa; Arthropoda; Insecta; Diptera; Culicidae. Gene Ontology annotation, cellular component: adherens junction; filopodium; plasma membrane. The transcript is spliced from 9 exons. The record is from RefSeq and is a predicted model, not a curated record. Gene Ontology annotation, biological process: regulation of cell shape; positive regulation of early endosome to late endosome transport; positive regulation of protein localization to early endosome. Gene Ontology annotation, molecular function: actin binding; cell adhesion molecule binding. Bases 516 to 2255 code for a protein of 579 amino acids.